Molecule: messenger RNA, 7871 nt
Organism: Paramormyrops kingsleyae
Lineage: Eukaryota; Metazoa; Chordata; Actinopteri; Osteoglossiformes; Mormyridae
Gene: crybg2
Product: crystallin beta-gamma domain containing 2
Source: RefSeq, a predicted model, not a curated record
UCAACAUCAGCCAGCAUUUGGGCAAAGGAUCCGCUCUGUGAUAAGGAGAGAGGAAUGACCGCUCUUUUCUGAUUCGCAAAACAUUUCCACAAAUUUCCAUAUUGUGUUUUUUUACUUCAGGCAAAUUCCACGUAGUGUCUGAAGGCAGCGCCGGUGUUUAAAUAGGAGAGCAAACUGAAGGAUUUUUUUUUUAAUCAAUAAUGGCUAAGAAAAGUCCCUUUGGUAGGAAAAGUUUGAAAAGUUUGUUUUCCAAAAGCGAGGCAAACCUGGCCAGCUCGGGGGAGAAGGACAGUGGUGGAAAAUCCUUCAAACUCUUCAAGUGGAAGAAGAAGAAAUACGUUUCACACACAGACGAUGCUGACGAAGAAAAUGCGGUAGUUUCCAGCCCGGGAGAACCCGACGCGAGUGAAGAUGUCCUCGACCACCCCAACAUCCACCACGGUGCCACUGCAUCUGUGUACAGCACUGUCCCCAGGGCAAAGAAGGAGUCUCUCAGCUCCUCAGAGACUGACCUGCAUAAGAAGAAGUUCCACACCUUCUCUUUCGGCUGGAAGAAGAAGAAGAAGCAGAAGUCGCAGCUUUCUGCUGGGCUGUCCCGGAGUGUGGCGGAGCUGGACGCCUGCACGCCGAGCUUUCAGGAGCAAGAGCAGGAGGACUUGGACGGAGGAGAUCGGGAAGAGUGUAGCGGGGAGCCAGGGGAAGAGAGCAAGCGUGUCAGAUUCUCUGCUUCUUCACCACUAGGAGAGCAGCUUCCGUUGCUCUCUCUGGAGGCCCAGGAAGGGUCUGAGAUAUUGGAAGAUCCUUCCAGUGUGAUGAGCACUUGGUCCACUGAAGAUGGCUUGGCUGGGACAUGGCACCCACAGCCAAGCUGCUUCUUCUCUGCUGAAUGUGACGAGCAAGAUGCUGCAAUCCCUGAUGCUGACCCCUCUGGCCGUGCUGACAUGCAUCCCAGCAGCAAUGUCUGUCCCCAAGCAACAUUCGAGACAGAUGUUGGCCGCCCAGUCAUUCCCACCCCUGACUCAGUUUUUUCUGUUAUUGCUCCAUCUGUCUCUGUCCUCUCUGAUCCCGAUCUAAACCCUGCUGGCAGUUACCACACUGACUUUUACCAUCCAACUCAUGUUGAAUCUCAACCUUUCCAAUCCCAAAUGGGCCUCUCUGCCUCUCUCUUUGACACACAGCCCUCCGUUUGUGAUAGAUACUCUUAUACCCAUAGUGAUGCAGACUGUACUGUGCCUGACACUGAACACCCACUUACUGAAACUAAUAAGUCCUCUUCAGAUGACACUGACCCCACCUUGGCUAAAAUUGAGAGUUCUCUGUAUAACAGAGACCCCACCAGAUACAACAUUGACUCUGCCCUCCGCAGUGACAUUACCUCCUCAGUUUUAAGCAAUCGUUCCCCUUUCAGUAAUAUUGACAACAGCUCCUCCCUCACCAGAACUGACCUCUUACAACCUUCUCACAACAGCGAGUCCUCAGCACUUGACAUCACUGCUUCCUUCACAAAUGUAAGCUGCUUCCUCAGUAGUGAUUCCGGCCUUACACACUCAGAUCACGCCGAAAGAUGUGAAGUCGUCACCACAGUCGACUCUACCCCAAAUCGAAAGGCUGGUGACUCACUAGAUACUUGUGACACUUUCCCAAAAACCGUUGCCACUGAGUCCCAUACAGAUACCUGUCUUACAGACUUUUUUUCCACCAGUGAUGAACCCACCCCCAGAAAUGAUCGUAUCUCUGUAGGGACAAACCGUGAAGCUCCAGGCUCAUACCUUAGCAGUCGCUCUGUGCCGCCUGUGGACACUGGCCCCCGCUUCCUGAGUGCCGAGUCCUCUGCUCCACUGCUGCCUACUUCUGACAUCAGUGACCCUGUCAUCCUGAAAGAAGACACUCUCAGCACUUCUGACUUUCAUUCUCCUCCUCAGUGUGUUGCUCUGUCCACAUUCCCUCUUACAAGCAUCUGUCACUACAAGCCAGAACUUGACCAAGAAAUGGGGAAAACGGGAGAGAGUCUGGGCACCCGAGUAAAAAUAGAGGAGGUGGAGGUGGGCAUGGAACAGAAGGAGCGAGAGGCAUGGAGGGAGGGGCAGGAGACAGAGGUGAGGAUGAAAGACCUGGAGCCUGAGGUGAAGAUGGAGGAUCAGGGGCAAUGGAGGAACCACCAAGAAGUAGAAUUACAGAUCGGGCGCAUUUGGGCUGAAGGUAUACCUGGGGCCAAGAAGAUGGAAGGGGGGAUGGAGAACCAGGAGGUGAGGAUGGAGGACAAUGACUUAGGAGCUAGGUUUCAGGAACAGGAUGCCAAGCCAAGAAUAUUGGACCAUGGAACAGGGAACGAGAUGGAAGUCCUAGGCGCUAUAAUGGGGGGGGGAGGUGGAGUAGAGCCCAUGAGCUCAGGUCAUCAGGAGAUGGAGGCUAUCAUGAGGGAACAAAAGGGAGAACUGGGAAAGGGUGACAAGCAGCUUACGUUUCAGAUAGCUGGUCAGGAGCAACAACUGAUACUGGCUGGUGACGUCAAGGAAGCAUGGAAACCUGACCAGACUGAUGACUCACACGACGCUUGGAAGGUCACGCAAGUGGCUGGGAUCAUUUCUGCUGUUUUUCCAGGAUCAGGGGAACUACGUGAGGAAGACCAAAAGGAGGAAGAGUCCUCUACUCAUAUGCGUGAUGAGUAUCUAGAAGGAGGGAAGGAAGAAAUGGAUAGGGGCUAUGGACGAGUGGAGCGGGAUGGAGAGAAGAAGCACAGAGAGAUGGAAGAGAAUGCAGAGCAGGAGGGAUCUCAGUGGGGCUUUGGAGAGUCAAAGCAGCAGCGUUUCAUUAGCAUCGGUGGGGAGGGUCUGCAGUGGCCUCUUCAAUCGGUGCUGAAACCAGACGUACCUGUCUGUCAGGUGCAGGCAUCUGAGGAAUGUCUGACUGCUACGCCUACUCAGGGGCACGAGGAGAAGGGGGCAGGGCUGGGGAUGGCUGCUCCGGCCCUCCUGGAGAGAAAAAAGCAACCAGGAGACCAGACAGAAUCUCAGUGCCGGAAUUCCCAGAGUGGAGAGACAGACGACAGCACAGGAGCGGCUGCCGGCGCUGAGAGGACACUGACUGUGACCUGGAGAGAGGCCAACACACUCAUCCUUCGGGACAGCGUGGCGAGACCAGAAACAGCCGGUGACAGCGAGGAAGGAAGAGAGGGCAGCAGAGAGAGAGCCGGCGGCCUGCCCAAGGACCCCGAGGGAGUCGUGCAGAGGGCCGACACAGAAGCGUUCCCGAGGGCCUCGGCCACAUCGCAGGCGCCCGAGACCACGCAUGCGGCUCUUCCCGCGGGGCCCCAGGAGCCGAGCCGGGAAACACGUGGGCCUUCUUCCCGUGAGCAGUCCCUGGCUGUUGUAGGUCUCCAUUCGGCUGCCCCAAAGCAACCUGCUUCUGAAAGUGCUGGGCCCCAAACAUUCCCUGGGUGCGACGGCGCCAUGGACUCAGGUGUGGCAGUUCUGAGCACCACCCUCAGUGUGAGGCCUGCUCCGGCACUGCAUGCCCAGGGAGAGUGGAAGCAGCGCUUCCACAAGGUAUCACUGGUGCAUGCAAGUGAGCAGCUAGUCCCCAGCCAGGAGCCUGAUGGUACCAGUAGGCUACAGGCUGCACCUAGCCUCAGCUCUACCUACCAGCGAGAUCCAGAGCACAAGGAGGCCCGCCUGCAGGUUCACUAUGUGGAGGAGACUUUUGUUUCUGAUCUAGGUGCACCUGAAUCCAGGAUCUCCUCCAUGCCGUUCUCUCUGUCGCGCUACAGUCCGGUGGAGUCUCUCUCUCCCCGUACGUUUCAGGAAUCACCCAUGACCAUAGACUCUGGGGAAACACCUAGUUUCCUUGGAAACAGCAUUUGGCUGAGCGAAGUUCAGCGAGAUAGGCGGGACUGGGCGGAGCCGACAGCGCUUGUAGGUGACGCGGUGAGAGAGCAGAGCAUAAAUACAGGCCUGGACACGCAGGUGCGCUCAGAUGACGACCGUACCUUGCCAGCAGAAGAGGACCUGUUCUCUGGAGUCUUCCGGGCCAUGCGUGUGGAGCUCCCUCCCUCCCCAACCAACCCCACCGUGCCGGACUUAGACUUCCCCAACGACAUGAACGCUCUGGUAGAUACCCUCAAGAGCCUGGAUUGCCCUCCCAGACACAGGGCCCCCCGACCACCACCACUGGCUGCCUUCAGCUCACUUCCGCCCAUCCGGGAGGACACGCACUCUCCAGACCACAAGCCAGGGCUGGAAAAGCUCUACAGCAACCUGAGUCAACCUCCAGGCAGCGGCCUGAGCAGGAGCUCGCCCGCGGAGAGGUACACCCCGCUGGAGAUGAUGAACCGGAAGCCAGAGCUGGAAAUGCUCUACAGAAGCUUGAGUCCACCUCCGGACAGCGGCCUGAGCAGGAGCUCGCCUGCGGAGAGGUACACCCCGCUGGAGAUGAUGAACCGGAAGCCAGAGGUGUCACCUCCGGACAGCGGCCUGAGCAGGAGCUCGCCCGCGGAGAGGUACACCCCGCUGGAGAUGAUGAACCGGAAGCCAGAGGUGUCACCUCCUGGGCAGCGCAGUCGCUCGCUGUCCUUGCCAUUCCUGGAAACCCUUCAGAGUUCCCGUCAGACUCAGAUGAAUGGAGUCUCCGUGGCCGGUUCUUCACGCCUGGACGGCAGCCUGCUCUUCUCAAGCUACCUGGCCGAUCGGGCAACGGAGAACGGGCCAACCUCAACGCAUCGCUCUCUGCUCCGUACGGUCUCCACGCCUGAAGGUGCCACCACCACGCGUGACCCAGUCAUCUCCGGACACUUGUCCUUUCUAAUGACACCUCCCAGCUCGCUCUUAGGACCUGAGUUUGGCAACACGACGCUAAUGAUGGGCCUUCCUGCGACUAGCCCCGGUGAGCUCCCCCACACGCCCAGCAGUUCCCUGGACCAUUUCACUCGGGCUAACCCGCCACCCAGCCACCUAAACGUGCAGCGCAGCCUCACCAGUAACGGAUCUAUUCUGUCAACCAACGAACCCCAGCACGUGUCUCCCCUCAGUCCCACCACAGAGCCGGACAAGAAUGUGGUGCUGAAGUACAGGGCCUUCCCCGACGCUUAUCUCACCAAAGAAAAGGAACAUGGCAAACUCAACCCAAGGCCUGGAAAGAUGCUCAUCUACAGUCAGCCUGGUUUCUCCGGGAACGCAAUCGAGGUGCGUGCCGACAUCAUCGACUGCACACCUUGGCAGUUUCCGGAAAGCAUCUCUAUUCGGGUGGUCAGGGGAGGCUGGGUUUUGUAUGAAAAGCCCAAUUUUAUGGGCGAGAAGAUCGCGCUAGAGGAGGGUGACAUCGAGCUGACUUGUCCCUUUGGCAAGAGCGCGGAGGGACCGCAAAACAGACAGGAAAAUGGAGAGAGGAAUGGGGAGAAAAGUGGGGAGAAAAACGGACAGGAAAAUGGAGAGGAGGCUGGACACAAGGACGAGCAGACCGAUAACGCUCCAGCGGAAAAGAAGUUUGUCAUCGGCUCCCUGCGCCGGGCAGUCCGGGACUACAGUGUUCCCGAGAUCUGCCUGUACCCCGAGGAUAACGCAGAGGGCAAGAAGGUCAUCUUCAGGGACACGUCACCUGAUGCCCGUAUUUUUGGCUUCCCGAUCAAAGCAAGCUCUGUCAUCAUCAAUGCUGGACUGUGGCUGGUGUACCCCAAGCCCUUCUUUACGGGGAUCCCUCGGGUGCUGGAGGUGGGGGGGUACCCCGACCCUACAGCAUGGGGAGUCAAAGAGCCCUAUGUGGGCUCCUUGCAACCGCUCAAAAUUGGAGAGCCCAGAGUGGAGUUUCCCAAUGAUCCAAAGCUGGUGAUCUACGAGAAGCCAUACUUCACAGGGAAAUCUCGUGAGAUCUACACCAAUAUGCGCGACUUCAUCACUCGAGUAGACACGAAUCAGAACACCUUCAUGUACAACGUUGGCUCUGUGAAAGUGCUGGGCGGCUGUUGGGUGGGCUAUGAAAAGGAUGGCUUCCGUGGCCACCAGUAUUUCCUGGAGGAGGGAGAGUACCAUGACUGGAGGGUCUGGGGCGGCUGCGAUGCAGAGCUGCGCUCUGUGCGCCUCAUCAGGGCUGACCUCUCCGAGCCCAUGCUCGAGCUGCUGGCACUGCCUGAGGAAGAUCAGCUGGCGACGGAGGAGGAGCAAACUCUGGAGGUGACAGAGGCCAUCCCCGAUGUGGAGCUCUUUGAAUUCCAGACCUCGACCAAGUCCAUCAACGUGCUGAGCGGGGCGUGGAUUGCCUACUCCCACGUGGAUUUCUCUGGGCACCAGUACAUCCUGGAGAAGGGCUUCUACAGCUGCUGCUCAGACUGGGGCUCCGAGGACAAUCGCAUCUGCUCCUUGCAGCCCAUUCUGCAGGUGCCGAAUGGAAAAGUGAGCUUCAAGAAUGAGGUGAUGCUCUACUCCGAGCCCAACUUCCAGGGCACCUGCCGCGUCUGCAUGCAAGACCUGGAGAUCCUCCCAGAAACCAUCAAAAUAAUGUCCUGCAGGGUCCAGGGUGGCAGCUGGGCAUUUUACGAGGACCGUAAGUACUCGGGAAACAUGUAUGUGCUGUCAGAUGGGGAUUAUCCAAAUCUCACAAGCAUGGGCUGCCCCCUCAGAUGCUCCCUAGGCUCACUGAAGUCCAUCCCGAUGAUGUUCACAGUCCCCUCCAUCUCCUUCUUUGGCAUGGAGUCUUUUGCGGGGCGGGAGUUUACCAUAGAGAACGAGGUACUGAAUCUGCUGGGUGAAGGAGUCAACAACCACGUUUUGUCUGUUAAGGUCAACCGUGGCUGUUGGGUGCUGUGUGAGUACAGUAAUUACAGGGGGCGCCAGAUCUUCCUGGAAACCACGGAAAUUCCCAACUGGCCCAAAUUCAGUAACCUCCCAACCAUUGGCUCACUAUACCCAGUUAGACAGAAACGCUGCUACUUCCGCAUCAAGAACAAGGAGCGAGGUCAUUACCUGUCUGUCCAGGGGAACAUGGAGGAGAUGAAGUCAGGUCGGGUUGUGGUGACGGAGGAGGUCGACGGCUUCAGUGACAUUUGGUUCUACCAAGAUGGGAUGAUAAAGAACAAGAUGGCCCCCUCCAUGAGCCUGCAGCUGAUGGGCAACGUGGAAGCUGGGGCGAGGGUGAUGCUGUGGGCAAUGACCCGCACGCCCAUCCAGACCUGGUCUGCCUGCAUGGCUGGACCCAUCGCCAACCUGACCUUCCCAGACUUGCUGCUGGACGUCAAGGGGGGAAAGACCUAUGACCGGGACCACGUGGUCGUUCUGGGGCCGGCUGAGGAGAGAACCAGUCAGCAGUGGGAGCUGGAGCUGCUCUAACUGGUGCAGGGUGACUCUUUGGAUACAGCCUUCGGGGUCUUGGUGCUUCGCUGGUGGGGAAAUCACACAGACCGCCUGCUAUGCUCACCUACACACGGACCAAACAUGCGCUGUGUUCAUUAGCAGAGCGGAGCGUGGCGGUCGGCAUGACUACAGGCAGCGUCUGUGAUUGGUUCCAAACGCUCUGCUGAUGCUGGAUGCAGGACUGGUUUUUUUCUUCGUGGACACAUGUAUUAAUAUAUUGCUCUGUACAGUGUAUAUAUAGGUUGGGCAUGUGAGCAGUAACUCAUCCUCAUUUAGGAAAAGCUUAAUAUAAUAUCAUUUCUCUAUGGGUGACGUAUGCUUGACAAGGUUGUUUAUUCCGUGUUGUAUUAUGUGCUAUACACUGAAAGUCACUGCCAUUGUUUACAAUGUAUUCGCAGAAUGACAGAUCUUGGACUUUGCUGAAGCUUGUGACAUAUUUUUAUACUGGCAAAAUACAAACUGAUAUGUGCUUGGUGGUUUUACAGUCAUAUAUAUAAAAAUAAACCUUUAUGUGAGAGUUUUGAUUUGAUUUGA